Molecule: messenger RNA, 1830 nt
Organism: Glycine soja
Lineage: Eukaryota; Viridiplantae; Streptophyta; Magnoliopsida; Fabales; Fabaceae
Product: activator of 90 kDa heat shock protein ATPase homolog
Exons: 3
Coding region: 248-1294 (348 amino acids)
Biological process (GO): protein folding; positive regulation of ATP-dependent activity
Cellular component (GO): cytosol
Molecular function (GO): protein-folding chaperone binding; ATPase activator activity
Source: RefSeq, a predicted model, not a curated record
CCUGGGUCCACCCGAAAUCACUUUCACGUUUCACGUUUCACGUUUCCCUUUUCUUUUUCUUCUCUUCGUUUUCCCACUUCGCUGGAGUUUCCCAUAUAUACUCGCAUUCUAGACCCUUCCAAUUUCAUCCUCAACAACCAUUAUUAUUAUUCCCACCAUAAAUCUAAUUGGAUUAAAACUUUAAAAGAUUAUUUCGGCAUAAAAAAUAAAAAAAGUUUCGCGUGUAUUUUCGCGCAUUCAGAAUUUGAUGGCGAAGUUUGGCGAGGGCGACAAGCGGUGGAUCGUGGCGGAGCGUCCCGACGGCACUAACGUGCACAACUGGCACUGGGCGGAGACCAACUGCCUCGAGUGGUCCAGAACCUUCUUCAAGAACAAUUUCAGUAACGUCGCCGUCGGUGGCGGCGACGGCGAUGCAACCAUCACGAUCAAGAAGGUGGAGAAGCUCGAUGGCGAGGCCUACGUGAACGUCCGCAAGGGGAAGGUGAUCCCCGGGUACGAGAUCAGCGUGAGGCUCGCGUGGGAGGGCGAGGCGCGGGACGCCAACGGGAAGGUUCUGCAGAGAGUCGACGGCGCCGUCGAGAUCCCCUACAUCUCCGACGAGAACGCCGGAGAGGAUCCGGAAAUUAAGGUUACGGUGAAAGAAAACGGUGAAAUUGGGAAUAAACUGAAGGAGGUGAUGUCGAAGAAGGGGAGGGUGGUGGUUUUGGAGAAGGUUAGGGUUUGGGUGGAGAGCAUGGCGAAGGGUGGGCCCGUGAAGGACGAGCUCGAAGCGAAGAAGGUUGCGGUACCUCACAACAAAAACAACACUAGUAGUAGUAAUGGUGAUAACAAUGAUUUGAAGAAGGAAGAGGUUAACAAGAGUGAGGGGAAGAAGGGGUUUAAGUUGAUUAGUUUGACUGAGAAGUUUAAUUGUAGGGCGAGGGAUUUGUUUGAGAUUCUGAUGGAUGAGAAUAGGUGGAGGGGUUUUACGCAGAGCAAUGCGAGGAUUAGUAAGGAGGUUGGAGGAGAGUUUAGUAUUUUCGACGGGUCGGUGACGGGGAAGAAUUUGGAGUUGGAGGAAGGGAUGUUGAUUGUGCAGAGAUGGAGGUUUGGGAGCUGGCCUGAUGGGAUUGAAUCCAUGGUGAGGAUUAUGUUUGAGGAGCCUGAAGAUGGAGUCACUGUUGUUAAGCUCACACAUAGUGAUGUCCCUGAAGAAGACAGAUAUGGAAAUGCAACUGUGGUGGAGAACACAGAGAGGGGUUGGCGGGAUCUCAUUUUCCAAAGGAUACGAACUGCGUUUGGUUUUGGAAUUUGAGAUUUUCCAAAUAUUAUUUAUGUUGUAGAAUUUUUCAUUUUCUUUUCAAGAGAUUUUGUUUUUUUUUUUCAGCAAGAAAAGAUUAUUGGAUUGGCAAUUUCCCACGAAAGACGAAGUGUCUUUUGCAAUGAUUUCGCAAAUUGACUCUUGCUCAAUUGAAUGGUCUUGCUGGCUGUAUCUCUUGUUAGAAAUGUGAGCUGUCAUCAUUCAUCAAUGUGAUCUCAUUGUUCAUCUCAUUAAACUUUUGUUAUACAAUGAAAGGGUUACAAAUUCAGUUGGAGCUAAAUUGCUCCCAUUUACCAUCUUUACUAAAUGAAGACUUGCGAAUUUCCAGCUGCAUGUGUUAAUUCCUACUUAAUUUCCAGCUGCAUAGUGCUUUUAGUUAUGUUGAAAUUGGAUAUAUUCAAAUGGGUCUUGGAGUAAUUGCCAUGAACCUCAGACUUCUUCAACCUUCAUGUGUUGUAUUGUGAGUGUUCUUGCUUAAUCAUAUGAUUAGAACCCAACUCAUUGGUUGGGAACCUAGGCUUGAUCUGAAA